AGGCGUGGCGAAGUGGGUCACAUGGUGUAAAGCCCACGAACAUUUUGUCCUCCUGACCAACCCGCAGUCACACAACCAAGGGGAGUUCUCUGAAACCAGACGUACCUUCAAAAACCUGUUCCUCUGCAUCCUGCACAUUAUUCCCUGACUGAAGCUUAUUAUGAGAGUCGGAUCUGUCUCUGCAUUGAGUCAGUGUUGCUGAGUGGGUUCGUGAAGGUGGCAGACGUCGUGACUAAGAGUUGAAUUUAUUGUUGAAGAUCAGUUUUUUGGAGACUUUUUUUUCCUCGAGCAAAGAUGCCUGAGGAACUUGGGACAGCCAAACCUGGAGGAGUCAUAGCCUAUAUUUCCUCUGGCUCCGCCUCCAGCCCAGAGUCCUGUAUGAGCACCAGCCCCAGCAGCGGCUACCUGUCAACAUCACCCACCCCUUCCCGUCCCUCGUUGCCUAGCAGGGCCGUGGGCAUGGUGGUGGAUAUCUGUCCUCCAGCCAAGCGUGGACACGGCGUGGAGAAGGCAGGUCGCUCCUCCACAUCCGCCAAGAGCAGCAUCACAAAAAUCAACGGUAUGGUGCUGUUGUGCAAAGUGUGCGGUGAUGUGGCCUCGGGCUUCCACUAUGGCGUCCAUGCCUGUGAGGGUUGCAAGGGCUUCUUCCGGAGAAGUAUCCAGCAGAACAUCCAGUACAAGAAGUGUCUUAAGAUGGAGAACUGCACCAUCAUGAGGAUCAACAGGAACCGCUGCCAGCAGUGUCGCUUCAAGAAGUGUCUGGCUGUUGGGAUGUCCAGAGAUGCUGUCAGAUUUGGACGCAUCCCAAAGCGGGAGAAGCAGAGGAUGCUGCUGGAGAUGCAGAACGCCAUGAACAACAUGAUGAGUAAUAAUAGCCAGCUGCACGGCAUGCUGCACGGCCACCAGAGCCCAUCGCUGCCCAUGGAGGCAAUGACCAGCGGAGACUCCAGCUCCUCGCCCUCCUCUUCCUCCUCCUCCUCUGCUUCCGAUUCCCCCUCAUGCUCCAACCCGUCCUCCCCUCAGUGCCCCCAGGACUCCGAGUCCGUCGUUUCAAUGGACACCAACUCCAGCUCCGCCUCCUCCUGCUCGUCAGACAGCGGCGAGGACGAGGCUGUGGUGACCAGGCAGCACCAAGAUUCUUUCACGUAUAAACAGGAGAGGUCACCGAGGCAGGACCAGGCCUCGCCCUCGCCUGUCGCCCUGGAAACAGGAUGCGACAACCGCAUGGAGGAGCAGCAGCGGGAGAGCUGGAACAGCUGGAACAACGGCCCAGCUGGUUUCCAGCACUGUUCAUACAGUAACAGCCAACGCGUCACCAACACUGCUUACAGGGAGGAGAGAGGAGUUUACCAGCAGCAGCAGCAGCAGCCUCAGCAGCAGCAGCAGCUCAACAGCGCCCCUAGCUGUGAACCAUCAGAACACAGCCAAUUCAACACACAAUCUGCCUCAAGUGGUUACAGCGGACAAGCACACAGAGCACACUUGGUCUGUCCCAUGAACACAACACCCUACGUGGACCCCCGAAAACCCAGCCAAGAGAUCUGGGAGGAGUUCUCCAUGAGCUUCACCCCCGCCGUGCGGGAAGUGGUCGACUUCGCCAAGAGGAUCCCAGGCUUCCGUGACCUCUCUGAGCACGACCAAGUCAGCCUGCUGAAAGCUGGAACUUUCGAGGUGCUGAUGGUCCGAUUCGCCUCUCUUUUCAACAUGGUUGAGCGGACGGUGACUUUCCUGAGCGGCAAACGCUACAGCCUUGACAUGUUACGAUCUCUGGGCGCAGGCGAGCUGCUCAACUCCAUGUGCGAGUUCAGCGAAAAGCUAGCUGCUCUGCGGCUCGACUCAGACGAAAUGAGCCUCUUCACGGCCGUGGUGCUCGUCUCAGCCGACCGCUCAGGGAUGAAGGACUUGAACUCAGUGGAGGCCCUGCAGGACCAACUGAUCCGUGCUCUGCGAAACCUUGUGAUGCAGAACCACGGAGAGGAGUCGUCCACCACCUUCACCAAACUGCUACUCAAACUUCCCGAGCUGCGUUCACUCAACAACAUGCACUCAGAAGAACUGCUCUCCUUCAAAGUGCACCCAUGAAAGCUUCCUGAGUGGGCACCCAUCGCUGCCCCUCCACCUCCACCUCCACCAGGACCUGCCUCUUACUGCCCCACCUUGUUCUUCUUCGACCAACCCUCGUUUGUGUGUCAGUUUCUAGAAUGUAUUAAAAGUGAUUUUUUAUCUAUUUUUGUUAAGUAGACCGCGUGGGGGUCUGAGGAGAGAAGAAUAAAAAACGUACUGUAUUUAUAGAAGAGAUAGCUUACGCUUGUUGCACACAAACACACGCAAGUGCGAGUGUGUGAGAGCUUCUGAGUGUGGCGAAGUUUGACGGCGCUUCUUUCUGUUUGGUGAAUGAAACAAGAGCACUUAACUGGCUUUAGGAGAACUUAGAGUAGAAACCAUUAAGUCAAUCCACAAGCCAUUUAAUUCCAAAGUGUAUUGUCUGAUGAGCGGGUGAAUGUGAGAGACGUUAUGAAACACACACCGCAUGUUUGUUUGGUCCAAUAUUUUGACAGAGAAGGCAAGCUAUCAGAAAUGUAUCUCUGAAUGUGUGACGAUCGCUGCUAAUGCAUGGCUGUACUUAAUGCAAAUAAUUCUUACUUGGAUCUUCUCCCCUUGCCUCAGAAAGCAUCAGUCUGUGGUUUUCAGCAUGUAGAAAGUGUUUCAUGUUUUCUUUUUAUUUAAAGCUUUUGGUUUUUUUUUACA
Notolabrus celidotus (New Zealand spotty) is the source of this 2748-nucleotide messenger RNA. It is a transcript of the gene nr1d2a, whose product is annotated as nuclear receptor subfamily 1, group D, member 2a. Gene Ontology annotation, biological process: positive regulation of transcription by RNA polymerase II; negative regulation of transcription by RNA polymerase II; cell differentiation. The transcript has 8 exons. Bases 295 to 2082 code for a protein of 595 amino acids. Lineage: Eukaryota; Metazoa; Chordata; Actinopteri; Labriformes; Labridae. The record is from RefSeq and is a predicted model, not a curated record. Gene Ontology annotation, molecular function: RNA polymerase II cis-regulatory region sequence-specific DNA binding; nuclear receptor activity; zinc ion binding.